UGAUAGCGGACCGGACUGUACUGUCGAGGUACCUACCCUACUGUACUGUCGGUAUUUUUCAUCUAUUUUCGUUCUUUACGUCAAAAAGGUGUAGUGAAUUCUAUUUGUGAUUUAGUUCGAGAUAUUUUCUAUAAAUUGAUUAUAAGUUGACGUGAAAGAGGGGGCAAUGAAUAAUUUUUCAUUUAAAUAAUGACAAUUUCAAUGAAAGAACAAGAGCAAGUGCCUGGGGAGAUGGUGUUCCCUGAGGCUAAACUUAAAGCACUAGAAGAGAAAAUUUCACAUUCCCGUUGGGUGGUGCCUGUAUUGCCAGAACAAGAAUUGGAGGCUCUGCUUAUAGCUGCCACUGAACUAGCAACCAAAGGUGAAGAUGUGGACAACCAAGCUUGUCAGCGCUUUUACAAUGAUGCUCUUACUGUGUCAUUCACAAAAAUACUUACGGACGAUGCUGUCUCCUCAUGGAAGAACAACAUACAGCAAUGUGUACGCUCCAAUUGUGAGAAACUGGUUAAACUCUGUGCCAUGAAGUUGGAUGAUGCCAGAUUCUUAAAUUUGCUGUCUAUGGCAUUUAAUCCAAACAAUAAAUUUCACACAUUCAAUGCGUCCAGAACAUGUGAGGGUCUAUCCGUCGUUACUAACUCUACCCCUGUUGGCCAAGGUUCCACUCAAGAGCCUGAAGUAUUUGCUAAGUCACAAGAUCACAGAACGCCAAGAGGAUGGCUGGUUCAUCUCAUUAAUGUUUUUGGGCAAGCUGGAGGGUUUGUAAAACUCAGGGAGAGAUUUGACGAAAUAAUGGGGUUCCAAAAACCUGAUUUGACUUCAUCUUUAAAUUCAGAAGAGAAAAUAUCUACUGAAGAAAAUGUCAAAGAAGUUGAGGAAGGAAAAGAUACAGUCAAUAAGAUUGAAUGUGUUGAGAAUGUUCCAACACUUGGAGAAAGUAGUGAAAUGUCAACAAGUACAUCGCGCAACGAGCAGCCCUCUUCAUUGGAGCAGUCUGUUAGCGGUGAGACUAGAGUAGCGGCCGUCUGGCAAUUGCUGCGGCCGCUCGGUCUUUGCCACGAAUUGCUUACACCACACACUGUCACUACAUACCUCUUACCUGUACUUGAAUGUAUACCCACUCUAUUGGAGAGUUUGACAGAUGAAGAGCUAAAGAGAGAGGCACGUGGUAGUGAGAAUAAGACUGAUACAGUCUCUUGUUUGAUCCGUGCAUGCAAGUAUGUCUCUGUGAAAACACCUCACCAUCACAGCUUGCUAAAAUCAUUUGAAAUGUUUCGAUUGAAAAUGAUUUUACGGCUGUUACAAAUGUCGUCUUUCAAUGGAAAAAUGUCAGCUCUGAACGAAAUAAACCAGCUCAUAAGUACAAUGUCCCAACAACCGAAGCCGGAGUGGCUUACACCGGCAGUUAUAACAAAUUGGAUCCGUGAAAAUAAAGUUGUAGACAUAGUGCUGCGUGACUCUCUCCACCAACCACAAUACGUGGAUCGGCUCGAGAAAAUGCUCAGAUUCAUGAUCAAAGAGAACUCAUUGACAAGAGACGAUUUGGACGCUAUAUGGAAGGCACAGCACGGGAAGCACGAAGCUAUCGUGAAGAAUUUGCACGAUUUGCUUGCCAAACUGGCGUGGGAUUUCACCCCCGAUCAACUUGAUCACUUAUUUGAUUGUUUCAAGGCUAGUUGGGCUACAUCUAGUAAGAAACAAAGUGACAAAUUACUGGAAGUCAUUAGGAGGCUAGCGGAGGACGACAAAGAUGGUGUAAUGGCAAACAAGGUAUUGGUAUUAUUCUGGAAUCUAGCUCACUCGGACGAAGUGUGCACUGAAAUUAUGGACGUGGCGCUGGCUAACCUCAUUAAGAUUUUGGACUACAGCUGUUGUCAGGAUCGGGACGCACAAAAAACCCUUUGGCUCGAUAAAUGUGUAGAAGAAUUAAAAACCAACGAGAAAUGGGUUCUGCCUGCGCUGAAAGUAAUGCGCGACAUCUGUUGCUUGUACGAGGCGGGCGGGCCCGGGCUGAAGCCUCACGUGACGCGCCAAGAGCUCAUCGACCGGCUGCAAACGCAACACUUGCUCGUCAUUCUAGUCACAGACUCGCUCACUCAUUAUAUGGACGGUGUGAGGAAGAAGUUGGCAGAGGAAGGUGAAAUUGAUUGGGAAAACUGGUUGCCAGACGGCAGAUAUCCACACUCUUCACAAGUACACGAAAGAUUAAGUUUUCUGAGGUUUCUUUUGAAAGACGGGCAGUUAUGGCUAUGUGCGGAACAGGCGAAACAAAUAUGGGUGUGUCUCGCAGAAAGACCAGCUCAUCUUGGGGAUCGGGAGGCGUGUUUUCGAUGGUUCAGCAAACUAAUGGGAGAGGAACCUGAUCUAGAUCCAAAUAUAAGCCUGCAUUUUUUUCGCAGAAAUAUUAUGACAUUAUCUCCCAACUUACUGACACAUGCUGGUAUAAGAUGCUUUGAAAGAUUUUUCAAAGCUGUGAAUUCCAAAGAAGGCAAACUCAAAAUUAAGCGACGUAGUUUCUUACUCAAUGACCCUGAUCUCAUAGGAUUAGAUUAUUUAUGGAGGGUGAUAACGGAGUGCGACGACGAUAUCUCGGCUCGCGGCAUCGAGCUGCUGCGCGAGGUGAGCACGUGCGUGGGCCCGCAGCUGUCGCCCGCGCAGCACCACGAGGCCUUCCUCACGCAGUGCUGUGCUCGCACGAGGGCCUUACUACAGGAAGAAAAAGAAGGGUGUACAAAAAUGUGCAGGGUAAUUCGUGCCAUACAGGAAUAUGUAAAUGAAUGUGAUAGAAGAUUUUCCGCGGAACGGCAAAUUCUACCUACCUACAGAUCGGGGCGGGGGAGGCAGUGCACUAUUAUAGUCAGAUUUAAUUUUCAAACUGGCCAAAGGCAAAUCGAGGAUAUAGAAUUAUUCUCACAUUCAAACGAAACACUUCAUUCGUUGCGUACAGCUAUCCAAAGAAGGCUUAAAACAGCAUCAGAUAGUAACAUAAAAUUAGAAGUUUAUUUAAAUAAAUUAGAGCUGUAUAUAAAUGGAGAGCUUUUGGAUUCAAGUCACGACCGCAAAAUCUUGGGUCAAUUGCCCUUACGUGAUAAAACAGUCAUUGUUGCAAAGGUAUACGAUGGCCAAGUGUGUGGUAGCGGCGGCUGCGGAUCUUCAAAUGAAUCCAGCAGCGACUCGAGUACAUCUUCACCUCCACACCCUCCGACCCCGGAACACGCGCUCCCCGGUGUGUUGUUUGCGCAAGGAUCGUGGUACAUACCCUUUAUAUUGGAACUGGAGCACGUCGGUAUUACCAAAGGUCACCCACAACUGACAGAAGCAGCACAUUUACUCACGCAGAUUUGUCCAGCGCAUAAACAGACUGUGGAAAGAUUGACGGAAGCUUUGUUAUGUAAAGAUGAUUCUAAGUUAAAAGAUAUGCUAUAUGGUCAUGCACCACCCACAGUUGCUUACAAUGUAGAGGUUUUAUAUAGUAUGGUAAUGCCAUCAUCAGACACAAGGUUAGAGCGGAGUAGAAGCUUUCAGUUGGCGUGUGUGAAGAAAGCACCGCUUUUGGUGCAGUGCCUCUCAGAUGAUGAGUUCCUAAAAGACGCCGCACCUCACACUAGAAGAGUUGGUUAUUUAGCACUAGUCAGACUAGCUAAGCUGUCGUUAUAUACAUUAGGCCAUUUAUUUGAAAUAUUAGCUCCAGAUGGGUCAGACACUGCUUUAGACAAGGAAUUCAGAACUGACGUCACUAUUUUAAGGGAAGCUCUUCAGACCGUACCAAAUCAUAGCUGUGAACUGAUUGUAAAAGCACUUGCAGAGAAAUUGGCUAACGCUUUAGGGGAACAGGUGGUAACGAGCAGCGAGGACAGUGAAACAGUAUCUUGGCUGGUGUGGUGGCGGCUGCCCACGGCGGCGACAGUGCGCGCCCUGUACGCGCUCGCCUUCUCCGUGUCGCAGCUCAGCGUGCACCCCGACGAGGUCACACUGGUUCGGGAAUGUAUGGAAGUGAUCACGAUAUGCAUGGCGCUAGGAGAAUUAAACUUGGAGAUACUUCUCCAAGAAAGUUGGUGGCAAGAUACGGCACUAUAUCUCAUGAUAGACUGUCCUAGUCCGCAAGUGCGUGUAUCAUGCGCCGAGCAGCUGCUGGCGAUGUGCGCGUGGGGCGGCGGCGGCGGCGCGCGCGCGGCGCUGGCGGCGCUGGGCGGCGCGGGCGCGGCGGCGGGCGGCCGGCUGCGCGCGCACGCGCGGCACGCGCAGCAGUUCCUGCAGCUGCUGUGCAGGCUGGUCGCGCUGGCCGGCCCCACGGCGAGGACGCUAGAUGAUCUCGUCUACGAGGUCGCAUGGUUAAGAGCCGUUCGUGCUAACCCAGAGACAUUAGACGACACACUAUUGGAAGGCCACUUGAAUCUUACCAAAGAAUUAUUCACACACGUUCCCGCUCAAAUAAAAUACCAGUACGGCGCUCAUCCUGACCAUAAGGAUUCUGGAUUGAUCAAGGAGGUGACUACAGAAUUCCUAUGGCCUUAUUCGUGGGCGUGGUGUCAGUCGCACCUGUCGCGAAGUGCGACCGGCGAAAAUGGCGAGACUUCCCAAGAGGAGCCCGCUCCGCCUCUGUGUCGCACCGCCGGAGCCGCCGCGGCUGCUACAGACUUACUGCUGGCGCUGGUACAUGGCUGCGUGCCCAACAUGGCGGCGUUGGUAGCGCUGCUCGAGCAGAUGUUUUAUAGUGAAUCCAGUAUGCCCCUGUCGGAAUGGGAGUACAUGCCCUGCGUAGGGCCGAGGCCGCCGGCCGGUCUGGUGGGGCUGAAGAACGCGGGCGCCACGUGCUACAUGAACUCUGUACUGCAACAAUUGUACUGCGUGCGAGCUGUGCGGGACGCCCUGCUUACAGUGCAAGGAGCUGCCACAGAUCCGAAUGAAGAUUUCUCUGGGGAGAGUCAACAUCACACGCUAGUUGAAAAUAAUAUAGAGAGUAACAGUGAUUAUAACAUAACAAUUUUGAAACAAGUACAAGCAAUAUUUGCACAUUUACACUACAGCAAAUUACAGUAUUACGUUCCAAGAGGAUUAUGGGCGCAUUUUAGACUUCAAGGUGAACCAGUUAAUUUACGAGAGCAGCAAGAUGCCGUCGAGUUUUUUAUGUCUCUAGUAGAGUCUUUAGACGAAGCGUUAAAAUCUUUGAGCCAAGAACAACUCAUGGCUAAGACGAUGGGCGGGACGUACUCUGAUCAAAAGAUUUGUAAAGGAUGUCCUCAUAGGUAUUGUAAAGAAGAGCCGUUUAGUGUGGUAUCGUUGGACAUCCGGAACAUGUCGCGGUUGCAGGAGUCCUUAGAGGCUUACGUUCGCGGCGAGUUGUUAGAAGGUGCAGACGCGUAUCAUUGUGAUAAGUGCAAUAAGAAGGUGGUGACAGUGAAAAGAUUAUGUCUAAACAAACUACCUCCAGUUUUAGUUAUACAGUUAAAAAGAUUCGAAUAUGAUUUUGAAAAAGUGUGUGCAAUAAAAUUUAAUGAUUAUUUUGAAUUUCCUCGAGAGUUAGACGUCGAACCAUAUACAGCGUGGGGGCUGGCGCGGGCGGAGGGGGACGCGGCGCUGUGGGAGGGCGGCGACAACACGCCCGAGACCAACUACCAGCUCAGCGGCAUCGUCGUGCACUCCGGUCAGGCCUCCGGGGGGCACUAUUACUCUUACGUCUUGCUAAGGGACACCGGCAGCGAAACAGGUCGCUGGGUGAAGCUGGACGACGGCGACGUGUCCGAGUGUGCGAUGCACGACGACGAGGAAAUGAAGGCGCAGUGCUUCGGCGGCGAGUACAUGAGCGAGGUGUUCGACCAAAUGUUAAAGAGGGUAUAUAAGCGACAGAAAAGAUGGUGGAAUGCAUAUAUGCUAUUUUAUACAAGAAAGGACACCAUAGAAAAUUCUAGUCUCGAACAGUCUAUGAAGAAUAUGACUUUAAAAGAAAGUGCCAUACCUAGGCCAAUAUGGCUAUCAGUUCGACGAAGUAACAUAGCAUUUUCACACAAUCAGGACCAAUUUAGUUUGGAGCAUUUUAAUUUUAUGAAGAAAUUAUGUUUUAUGCGUUUACAAAUUAUGCCCGGAUCACAAAACGCCGUUUGGGGCCCAGAACAUGAAGAAAUGUCAAUGUUAUCUGUACAGUUAGCAACAAAGUUUUUAUUCCAAGUAGGAUUUCAUACGAAAAAAACGUUACGAGGCCCCGCGGCUGAUUGGCAUGAUAUUUUAUGCCAGCACCUUAGAUGUUCACAAGCAGUCAGAUCUUGGUUUGCGACAGAUCUCUUCAAACACCCUCAUAGGUUAGGUGAUUAUUUAUUAUCGUGUCCGUCAGCCGAAGUGAGAAUAGUUUUUAUGAAGAUUAUAGUAUUUUUGGCACACUUCUCAAUGCAGGAUCCACCAGUGAGCGCGGGAUACGGGUCGUGGUGCAGCCGCGAGGAGGCGCAGUCGCUGUCUGACCAAGUAAUGUGCAGCGCGCGAGCCCUGGCCGCGCCGCCCCACGCCGACCCGCACCACCGCCACCUGCCGCUGCUGUUCAACCUGUUCCACUCGUACGCCACGCUCGGCCUCACCGAGCGGCACCAGCUGCUGAGGUUAAAAAUAUUAGACAUCGUAUUGGCCGUUUGUGUAGAUGACUCGUCAUCUUCACUUGGGAAGUAUCAGUAUCCAGAGUCUGCCAAAAUACAUCAGGUGGUGAGCGUGCUAACGCGGUGUUGCGACGUGAGCGCGCGCUGCCACUCGGCCAACGCGGCGGAAGGCGCCAGCCCGCUGGCCAACCCGUACGCGGAGCCCGCCGCCGGCCUGGCGCGCCCCGCGCUGUCGCCCGCCGCCGCCGACGUGCUGUACAACAGGACGGGAGCCUACAUGAAGAAGUUGACUGAAGAGUGUUGCGGCUGCGAGGAGGGCAUCAGAUUGCUACAGUUCUUGUGCUGGGAGCACACCGGCUGGUCGCGAGUUGCGCUGGCCGAGUUGCUGUGGCAGAUGGCGUACGCGUACUGCCACGAGUUGAGGCGACACGCGGAUGCUCUCGCCGCCUUGCUGCUCAUGGAAGACAGUUGGCAGCACCACCGCAUACACAACGUUAUCAAGGGCGUAUCAGAAGAGCGUCCCGGGCUGCUGGAGACGGCGAUGCGCGCGCGCGGGCACUACCAGAAGCGCGCGUACGCGUGCGUCAAGCUGCUGGUGGGCGUGAUGGCGCGCGCGCCCGCCGCCGUGCGCUGCGUGCACGCGCAGCGCGACGCGCGCCGGCGCUGGCGGCAGCUGCUGGCCUGGCUGCAGGACGAGCUCGUCACGAAAUAUGGUCCAGGUGGAUAUGGAUCUUAUGGGACAUGGUCUCCGCCGGGUACUUCUAAUGAAACUUCGAGCGGAUACUUCCUAGAGCGCAGUAACUCUGCAAGAAAAACGUUAGAAAAAGCGUACCAACUGUGUCCCGAAGAGGACGACGAAGAGGAAGACACGCGCGAGACCACCGAGGGCUCCGUGUCGGGGGAGGCGGGCGACGACAGCGGCGACGACGACGACGAGCGGCCGCCCGACGCCGCGCCCGCGCCGCUGCCCGCGCCGCCGCCCGCGCCCGCCCCCGCCGCCCCCGCCGCGCCGCACGACCCCUGAGCUCUAGUCGCCGUCGCCCCGCUACACUGUACGCUGUCACGCGCCAUCCUCCCGCGCCCGACUGCGGUAUGUGGUAACGUGUUGCUUAAUCUAAAAAUCGAAUAUGUUUCUCGCCGUCGUUUUGACGAGUCCCGACGCCGCAGGAUCUGUGCUUAGCCGUAGUUUGUUCUGUGAUGUUAACGAUACGUGUAGAUUUGUUUCGACCGCGUCUAUAUUUUAUAAGUAUUAAGCGGCCUCUGUCGCUGUUUAUAAACGAUUUAAUUUAUGUUGAAUAAUAAGUUUCGCUUUAAAUAUCAUAGUAUUUAUUCUCGCUGACGUCUAUUCAGAUAACACUUCUCGCAUUAGAUCAUUAUGUAUUCAUCCAUGUAUAGUCUAUGUAACUAAUGUAAGAAAUUUUAAAUCUUGCGAGCGGCUUCCCUUGUCUAGUUUGUUUUUCACGCAAACAAAAUUAUCACAACAUUUUACAGUGUAUUUCCAGUGAAAUAUGCAUUUUUUACCGUAUUUACUAAAAUUUAGAGGGAAAAUAAUGUCAUUAAAAAGUUUUGUAAACUAGCCAAAUUUUUACAAUGUUACAUCUAAAUCUGUUUUUAUCAACAGCUUUUUUAAACCCAUCUACAUUAAAUGGGUUACAUAUUUCUAUAAGUACAUAUUAUUAGGCAGUGGGUUGAUUGGAAUGACGUGAAAUUUAAUAUCAAUGAAUAUGAAUAACAAUGUCCUUGAUGUAUUCCUCGAUCAGUGUCUGUUUAGGCGAAAUAUUCUAAACCCAUAUUAAGCGAAUUGUUUGUGUGGUAUUUACAAACAAUUUUCAAAUAAUUUUGUUUGCUGCCUAAGACAUAUUUAUUACCUAUCUGUAAGCAUUUCUUGGAGUGUCUGAUUUUUACUAGCUAAAUAAAAAAGUGCAAACAGAAAAUAAAGAAAAAUAAGAUUUGAUUUUGGUACUUAAAUUUACUAAAUUAUUACUUUAAUAUUUUUCCUAUAAAUCUACAAAUGCCUCGAUGGUUUUGUUAGCUUUAUCAAAUGCAUUUUAUAAUGGUUUAGGUAGCAUUGAGUUGCACUAGAUUGCGUUUGCAUAUAAUAUUGUCCGUUACUACACAACUUUUUGGUAUUAUUAUAGAAUGUAUAGUAGUAGAUAAUGCUAAGUGGGUGCUAUCUAUGAGUGUCACUUGAUGGGCGAUCACUUACAUUUACAGAUAAACUAUUCUUAACAUGUGUUACAUAAAAAUGUAUUGCUUCAAAAGAUUUUAAUUACAUAAUAGGCUUGACUUGUGAUUGUCUUAUAGAUAAGAAAUAAAAUAGAUUUUUAACCUAUAUAAAUAAAUAUGUUACAUCAUUACAAUCAUUACAUUGUAUAUUUGUCAAGCUAGAACCCCCUAUAUGUUUCGGUUCAUUCUGACAUUUUGGGCUAAUAGUUGCAAGAAAAAGCAAUUAAUAUCUUUGCCAUUCAGUUUAAAAACUAGCUGACACAAUCGAAAUCACAAUGAUCUUGACGUUUUUUGACAUUAUGCCGGCAACAAUUUCUGCUAGGUGUAUGCUUUGACCUACAGCGGUCACGCAGGGCGCAGUCUGUUAAAUACGAAAGUCACAAUUGACAUAAGUACAAUAUUUUCAGCAAAAUUAACCGUAAAAUUAUCUAUUAAUUAUGAAAAAUCAAUGUCGGCCUUACUUUUCAGUGAUUCUCGUCUUGUAAUUAGCAUUCCUUUUAAGGUAACUCUACUUUCCUAAUUUUGACUGCGUGUUCAAAAUUAUUUUUAUGCGCUCAUUUUAUGUUUGAAUCAGUAAAUAAACUAGAAGCUAGUAAUUAUCAUUACUUAGUAUUUCAAGAUUGCACUUAAAUAUCACAAUACUCUAACUGAAAUGUAAAUCUUGUUUUUUUUAUGUUGUAUGUACAUAGAAAAAUGAUGUCAAGGGCCCAAGUAAAUUGGCCUAAAACUAAAAAAAAAACAACAUUUCAGUACUAUUUUUCUUAUUUAGUAUAUGCAUUGUAAUACAAAUUUAGUUUUAUUUAAAUGAAAGUGUAGAUAUAGGUAAUAGUGACUAGUCUAACAGAAAAAUGUUGCCACUACGUCAAUAUUCUGCUUUGUUAUAUACGUUAUUUAUUUUUAUAUUUGAUAAUGGUUGUAAAAUAUUUUCCUUCUUUCUAGUGGUAAAUCAUUGUUUUAAUUCAGACUAUCGGAAGAAUCACAUCACACACGCUCAGUGUUUGUUAUAACACCAUUCAGAGCGUCGCGUUCCCCAAGCAACGUAAAUUUAACGCACGUCUAUUUCGCACGUUAUAUGUUACUGUCUGAUAAAACUGAGUACUUAUGUAGAUUUCAAUUACUAAUUUGUAGCACUAAUAGAACAUAAUAAAAAUUUUGGUCGCAUUGACCUUUGUGCCUUAUUUUUACUUUUGUUUGCUCAAUUGCUUGCACAUAGUUUUUAUCUCUUAACAAAUAUAAUAAAUACACCUUUCUUUUUUGAUGUAUUUCUUUACAAAAGUUCAAUAAUUAGGACAAAAUAAAACAUUAGAAAUCUGAUUAAUAAACUGAUGCGUUGUUAUUACCAAAGAUCGAGUUAGAUUGAGGGAUUUAUAGUGGCCCUUUCUCAUAAUAGCUUAGUAUUUGAAAUGUUUUGUAUCUUUUAUAAAACACAAAAGUUAAAAAAAAUUGUUAAUCAGAAAAUGUGAUUGAUCUUAGGUUUAGAUAAGGAAAUAGAAUGUGCCCUUAGAAGCAAAUGCUAAAGCUAAGCCAUCCUGUUAUCUAUAGAAUGACUUUAUCAACGAAUUUCAAUUAUCUUUUUUACUAUGAAAAAAAGCUAAUUGAAAUCUGCCUGUAAGCUUUUAUCUAAACUAUAACAGUUUUAGCGUAUGAACCAAAAUCAAAUAGUUUUAAGUAAUGAACUUAGAAUCAGAAUAAAUCUUAAAUUUGCUACGAGGCACUUUGAAGUCGUUCUUUAUGGAAAAACUAUGUCAUAUGUGUAUAUUUCACCUGUGGUGUAAAUGUCUAAUGAUAUAAUUGUAAGAACAGUUGAGUUUUGUAUAACGUUUCUAUGGCAAAUAUUAAAACAAAUGGCAUACAGCAUUUGACAUUAUACAAGAAUGCUCACAACGUAGCAUUCAUACAGAUAUUAUAAUAUUAAAAUCAAGAAUAAAUUCGAAAAUUUUA
Messenger RNA from Amyelois transitella, 10745 nucleotides. It is a transcript of the gene faf, whose product is annotated as probable ubiquitin carboxyl-terminal hydrolase FAF-X. Gene Ontology annotation, molecular function: cysteine-type endopeptidase activity; cysteine-type deubiquitinase activity. The transcript is spliced from 50 exons. The record is from RefSeq and is a predicted model, not a curated record. The coding region runs from base 190 to 7602 and encodes 2470 amino acids. Gene Ontology annotation, biological process: protein deubiquitination; cell migration. Gene Ontology annotation, cellular component: cytosol; nucleus. Lineage: Eukaryota; Metazoa; Arthropoda; Insecta; Lepidoptera; Pyralidae.